UAAGGCCAUGGGGCUCGCGCCGCCGGAGCUGGGGCAGUUCGACGGGUGGGAGAGCUCCGGGGAGGAGGAGCGGGAGAGGUGGGGGUGGUGCCGUCGCAGCCGCCGUGGCAGCAGCAAGCGGCGUGUGCCCCCGAAGGGCGGGGACGACGCCACGGUCGCCACUGGAUGCUGCAUCCGGCUGUGGCCGGUCGGGAGCUGCCCGCCGCCGCCGCGGUCCAAGGUCGACGCGUCCACCAGUAGCGCCAGCACGCAUGGUGCAGAGAAGUCAACAGAAAAUGGUAGCAGGAACCAACCGGUUGCAUUAGUAGGCUCAGGUUCAACAACAACUAGUAAUGCUGAGAGCAGUUCAUCUGCAUCUAAAGCUGGAGAGGAAAUAAAAGUUGCUUCUCAGCUGCGCAAGUUUGCAUUCAAUGAUCUAAAAUGUGCCACACGGAACUUCAGGCCUGAGAGUCUUCUUGGAGAAGGGGGUUUUGGAUGUGUUUUCAAAGGGUGGAUCGAAGAGAACGGAACUGCGCCUGUGAAACCUGGUACAGGUCUUACAGUUGCUGUCAAGACGCUCAAUCAUGAUGGGCUUCAAGGGCACAAAGAAUGGGUGGCUGAAGUUGAUUUUCUUGGAAACCUUCACCAUCCCAAUUUGGUCAGGUUAAUUGGAUAUUGUGUUGAAGAUGACCAAAGAUUGCUGGUGUAUGAAUUUAUGCCUCGUGGCAGUUUAGAUAACCAUCUAUUCAGAAGGUCUCUUCCUCUUCCAUGGGCCAUCAGAAUGAAGGUUGCUCUUGGAGCAGCAAAGGGCCUUGCUUUCCUUCAUGAAGAAGCAGAAAGACCCGUCAUUUAUCGUGAUUUUAAAACAUCUAAUAUACUGCUAGAUGCGGAGUAUAAUGCAAAGCUCUCAGAUUUUGGGCUUGCCAAAGAUGGCCCUGUGGGUGAUAAAACUCAUGUCUCUACUCGAGUAAUGGGGACUUAUGGGUAUGCAGCACCGGAGUAUGUCAUGACAGGUCAUUUGACAUCAAAGAGUGAUGUCUAUAGCUUCGGGGUGGUGCUUCUUGAGAUGAUGUCGGGACGUAGGUCCAUGGAUAAGAACCGCCCUAACGGUGAGCACAACCUUGUCGAAUGGGCACGUCCCCUCCUAGGAGAGAGGCAGCGCUUCUACAAGCUAAUUGACCCUCGCUUGGAGGGUAACUUCUCAGUCAAAGGUGCCCAGAAGGCAGCACAGUUAGCACGUGCCUGCCUUAGUCGGGACCCCAAAGCACGGCCGUUGAUGAGCCAGGUGGUGGAAGCUCUCAAGCCACUGCUCAACCUCAAGGACAUGGCUAGCUCCUCCUACUUCUACCAGACAAUGCAAGCCGAGAGGAUUGCACACUCGAGCAGCAUGAAUGGUAGGAACAGCCACAGCCUUAAGAUGCAGGGUUCAUUUGCUCGGAAUGGACAGCAACCGAUGAGAAGCCUGUCUGAUGGCCCUCGUGCCUCCCCGUUCCGCUACUCACCGAAGCCGAAUAUGAAAUAACUAGAGGCGCAUGAUUCCAGUCUGCUGGUUGAAACCCAGGAGUGGUUCUGGUGUUAAAACCUGGUUUGUUGGGGGUAGCUGAUUCUGCCAGAACAUUGGCGCCGAAUAUGAAUUGAUCUGUCUUGUAGAUUGACAUGUGUAAAAAGGAUAUAGGUGAAAAGGAGGUGUAGGUAUCAGAAUUUCCUUUGCGGAUGUUUGCAGUGAGGUUUUAACUGAAUGCUGAUGGACCGUUUCUUUAUAUUUUUCGCCAAAGUAAGGUUAGCUUUGGGUGAUUUCCUUGCACAAA
Phragmites australis (common reed) is the source of this 1787-nucleotide messenger RNA. RefSeq names its product serine/threonine-protein kinase PBL34-like. Bases 8 to 1501 code for a protein of 497 amino acids. Gene Ontology annotation, molecular function: ATP binding; protein kinase activity. The record is from RefSeq and is a predicted model, not a curated record. Gene Ontology annotation, biological process: protein phosphorylation. Lineage: Eukaryota; Viridiplantae; Streptophyta; Magnoliopsida; Poales; Poaceae. The transcript has 6 exons.